AUGUCGAUGAAGCCUGCAGCGCGUUCCUUGCUGGUCUUGCUGCUUCUUGCAGCAGCAGCAGCUUCUUUUGCUGCAGCAGCAGAAAAUUCUGCUGCUGUUUCCGUUGGAACUCAAGUUGACAUGAGAUCUCAGGCUCUGCAGCAGCAGCAGCAGGAGCAGUCGCCGGUGCUUCUGUCGACUGCCGCUUCCGCCCCUGCAGCAGCAGCGACUGCAGCAGCAGCACCUGCUGCAGCAGCAACUGCAGCAGCAGCAGCAGAAGAUGAAACCGUCUUGCUUGAAAAACAAGAAGAGCCGCAGCAGGAAAAGGCGCGGCGCGCAGCAGGCCCCCGCGUCGCUCUGGGGCUCGGAGUUCUUGCUGCUGCUGCGCUGCUGCUGCUGCUGCAGCUAAAUGGCAAACUUCCCGAAAUCCCGGAUAUUUUUGGGGGCAGCAAAGACUGCGAAGGGGGAGUCUGCAAAACGGCGGAGUGA
This is a messenger RNA of Eimeria tenella, 468 nucleotides long. RefSeq lists its product as uncharacterized. Bases 1 to 468 code for a protein of 155 amino acids. The transcript is spliced from 2 exons. The record is from RefSeq and is a predicted model, not a curated record. Lineage: Eukaryota; Apicomplexa; Conoidasida; Eucoccidiorida; Eimeriidae.